Linum tenue is the source of this 1658-nucleotide messenger RNA. NCBI's taxonomy places the organism in Eukaryota, Viridiplantae, Streptophyta, Magnoliopsida, Malpighiales, Linaceae. The record is from the annotation of a GenBank genome assembly.
CAAUUGGUCACUAGUCCCUAAGUUCAGUGACCAUACCUGUAAAUUCGCCCGCAGGGAGAGCCCGCCUUGGAUCAAACUCUCUCCGUCUCUCGUGUCUCGUCUCGUCUCGUCUCGUCAUCGCGAGUUAAUCCAAAGAUUUUAAAACAAAAAGAAAAAGAAAGGUCUUUGCUUGAAAAUCAGUUGCCGGCCGGCGUAAUCCCCAAAUCACCGGCCAAAAUUCCAAUUUGGGAGAGAAGCGCGAUGAAGGGACUAACCCUUUCCCCAGCAAACCAUUGUUUUCCCAAUCUCCCUGGCAAAAUCCCAACAACAGACCCACAACCACUACAGAAAUGCUACCCGAUUCAAUCCAUCACCAAACAUCGUCGACAAUCCCUCAUUCUCCCUUCCAUCGCCGUCAAAUCCUCCCAAAACCCUCAUCAAUUCCCGCCGAUCCAGCAGCACGAUUCGCCGCCUCUGGUCGUGGUGGGCUCCGCUAACGCCGACAUAUACGUCGAAAUCGACAGGCUGCCAAAGGAAGGAGAGACCAUCUCGGCCAGCAACGGCCAGACGCUCGCCGGCGGGAAGGGCGCCAACCAGGCUGCCUGCGGCGGCAAGCUUUCUUACCCGACUUACUUUGUGGGUCAGGUCGGAGAGGACGCUCACGGGAAUUUGAUCGCUGAAGCUCUCAGAAAUGGCGGGGUGCGCCUCGAUCAUUUGAGGAACGUUGGUGAUGGUGUGCCGACUGGGCAUGCCGUCGUGAUGCUGCAGUCGGGUGGGCAGAACUCCAUUAUCAUUGUUGGUGGAGCUAACAUGAGCUGCUGGCCUGAGAAGCUGGGGGACCAGGAUUUGGAGAUUGUGAAGAAUGCUGGGAUUGUUUUGCUCCAGAGAGAGAUUCCUGAUUCCGUGAACAUCCAAGUUGCCCAGGCAGCAAACGAUGCUGGCGUUUCCAUAAUUUUGGAUGCUGGUGGAAUGGAUACGCCUAUACCAGCUGAACUGCUCAAAUCCGUGGACAUCUUUAGCCCGAAUGAAACUGAGCUUGCCCGAAUCACUGGGAUGCCAACUGAAAGCUUUGAGCAAAUUGAAGAGGCUGUCAAGAAGUGCCACAAUAUGGGAGUAAAACAGGUCUUAAUGAAGCUUGGUUCCGAAGGGUCGGCCUUAUUUGUAGAAGGCGAAAAGCCGAUUAAGCAGCCUAUCAUACCAGCAGCAAGAGUUCUGGACACUACAGGAGCUGGAGAUACUUUUACUGCUUCCUUUGCAGUUGCACUUGUAGAAGGGAAGUCAAAAGAAAGAUGUCUGAAAUUUGCUGCUGCAGCAGCUUCUCUUUGUGUUCAAGUCAAGGGAGCCAUCCCCAGUAUGCCUGAUCGGGCGUCGGUUACCGAUCUUCUUCAAACUGCCCAAGUUUCUUGAAGGAGAGGUAAAGACUAUAGAUGUUUUCUAGCUUCAGAAAGGCUAGAAAAGAAAUUUUCAGUAGUCUCAAAGGCAAGAGGAUAGAAAUUUGUUCCAUUCAAGAUCUGUGAGUGACGGACUGUAGCAUUAAGGAAGCUAUAUGCUUCUUCUCUGUCUCAUCAGUCAUCAGUGUAUGAAUAGAGCUUAGAGACAACACUUCAUCUAUAUAACUCACUUACAGCUGCAUUUACACAUACUCAUCAAUCAAAAUGACAUAAUCAUCACGAUGUUCC